CUAAUAAAGUUUAUCAUUUCUAUUUCUGAUUUUUGAUCUGUGUUUCCUGCUUUACUUGUAUCCUCCUUCAUCAUGUGAUCCAAGUUUCACCUCUUUUAAUACGACUUGUUUCUUCCAUCACCAAAUAGUCAGAGACAACUCACAAACCAUGCUUCUCCUUUUAUAAUACUUUUUAAUGUCUCUGUUUCUAGCAGAUUUGCCCUUAAGAUGUGAAUGCCAAAACUCAAUUUUUCAGUAUAUAUGAAAAACCACAUUUAAGAUAUAACAACACACACUAGUAAUUUGUUGUUUAAAGUUUAUUUACACUGCAUUUUUUAUUCACAGAAACUUGUUUUGUAAAGCAAUUAUGCUCUUCAUCUGAUUCACAUAAUUAAAAUCUGUAAGUUGUGUCUCACAAGAUUAGUAGUACUUUAUAGUGAGAGUUGCAUACUUCAUUUUUAGUUUGAUCUAGUGUUUCUGGAAGUUCAUCACAUGACAGUAUGUAACCAAACUGAAUCUAUUUUCUAUUGUUAUCCUCUUAAAAUUUAUUGGAUUCUGUGCUGCUUUUGGCUUCUCCAAUAAAAUUUGACUUUAGUCUUAUUUGUUACCUCCACACUCUCCCUCAUACUCUCUCUCCUCCUUUAUAUAAGAUAUUCCUACAACCAUGCUUUGGUUGAAAUGAAACUCGAGACUUGUGUGAGAGGUUAGUUUAGUUGUUCCAAUACUGGUUUUCUUUAAACUCAGACUUGCCUUAGACUUAGAACAAAUCUUUGAAAUGGGAAAACUAGGGAGAAUGUUGGAUACUUUUUGUCUUUCUUUUGGCUCAAACACCUGUUUCUGCAUAAACUCCAUGGAUUUUGAAGAUGAGUUUGAGAAAAAGCCUUUGAUUGUAAGUGCUAGUGGUGAUCAUAAACUGAGAUUGAAGGAUGUAGUAGAUGGAAAACAGACAUUGGCUUUUCAGCUGAAACCCCAGAUAGUUACAUUGAGGGUGUCCAUGCAUUGCUAUGGAUGUGCAAAAAAAGUUGAGAAACAUAUCUCCAAGUUGGAAGGAGUGAGCUCAUAUAAGGUGGAUCUGGAAACAAAAAUAGUAGUGGUUAUGGGCGAUAUUCUUCCCUCUGAAGUGUUGCAGAGUGUGUCUAAGGUGAAAAAUGCAGAGAUUUGGAAUUCUCAAGGUGGUAAGCAAUAAUUUUGGACACAAGAACCAUCUUCAUCAGAUUCAUCCAAAAGAAGACAUUGAAAUAGAAUUUAGCAGCUCUAAUUUUCUGUGUGUCCUUUCUGGUGUUGUAUAUAUGAUAUAGUGUAUCAUGUUAAGACCUGUAUCCAAUCUCCAGUAAUUUUCGUGCAAAGAAGGAAAGUAAAAAAAUGUUGCAAACUCUUGUUAAAAUGUAUGGCAUACUUUGUUUCAGAAAUAUAUGUCAUACUUUGUGUUCCUACUA
Messenger RNA from Vigna unguiculata (cowpea), 1415 nucleotides. RefSeq names its product Heavy metal transport/detoxification superfamily protein. NCBI's taxonomy places the organism in Eukaryota, Viridiplantae, Streptophyta, Magnoliopsida, Fabales, Fabaceae. Gene Ontology annotation, molecular function: metal ion binding. The record is from RefSeq and is a predicted model, not a curated record.